UGCAUACCCUUGAACGAAACAUAUUUGCAUAUUGUGGGGGGAGAGUCAUGGAUGAGGGUGACGGAGGAGAUCGAAACGAAGCAAUCUCCGCAGUGGCUGACGAAGGUUUCUUGGGGGAAGAGGAUGACGACUACGAAGAUCUUUACAACGAUGUUAACGUUGGGGAAGGAUUUCUUCAGUCUCUCCGCAGCAACGAGGAUGUGGGCUUCAGAAACGGGGAAGCGGACAGGAAGAUCGAGUCGGCUGCUGAGUCUAGGGGUGUUUUAAUCCCUGGGGUUCAGGAUACCACUGCUGGUGGUGGUGGUGGUGGUGUUGUCGAGGUUGGAGAAAGUAAGUUUGAACAGGAUGUUGGUGCUUCGGGACUGGUAAGUGUUACUAUGGCUCCUGCUAGAGUAGAGGGCUUUCAGAAUUUAGGGUUUAGAGGCAAUGAGUUAGCACCGAAAGGGUCGGUCCCUGUAUCGGCAGCUGCUGGUGGUGGUGGUGGAAUGAGGGUUUCUUUGGGCCCUUCAUCCGGUAAAAUGGUUGAAAAUGAAGUGCAACAUGUUAAUAAUUCUAUGCCUUCUCAGGGAAUGACUCAGCAAUCUCAGAUUGUAGGCUUUGGGAACGUUGCCAAUGAGGGUUAUGCGAGGCAGCCAGGAGGGGGAGGGGGUGGAGUGGGUGGAAAUGCAAAUGCUAGUGGCGGGUCUGGGGGUGCCAGUGGUGGUGGUGGGACCAUUCUUUUUGUGGGUGAUCUGCAUUGGUGGACAACGGAUGCUGAGCUUGAGGCAGAGCUCGGGAAAUAUGGGGCUGUGAAGGAGGUGAAAUUUUUUGAUGAAAAGGCAAGUGGGAAAUCAAAAGGGUAUUGCCAGGUUGAAUUCUAUGAUUCUGCCACAGCAACAGCUUGCAAGGAAGGGAUGAAUGGGUAUGUCUUUAAUGGGAGGCCAUGCGUCGUGGCCUUUGCUUCACCAUAUAGUGUUAGGAGAAUGGGAGAGGCCCAGGUGAACAAAAACCAACAAAUAACCCAGACCUCUCUUGCUCCAGGGAGAAGGGGAGCAGGGGAUGCUGGAGGUAGAAGUGGUGGAAAUGCCAUUGCAACAGGUGGGAAUUAUCAAGGUGGGAAUUAUCAAGGUGGAGAUGGGAGUAGAAAUUAUGGUAGGGGCAGUUGGGGAAGAGGUGGUGCCCAAGGAAUGGGGAAUAGGGGGCAAGUUGGCCCAAUGCGAAACAGAAUUGGUGGGAUGAGUGGGAGGGGUAUAAUAGGCAAUGGUGGUAAUGGAUUUGGACAGGGGAUCGCAACACACCCACCCUUGUUGCAUCCCCAAACAAUGAUGAAUCAGGGUUUUGAUCCAGGUUAUGGAGCACAUAUGGGGAGGAUGGGUGGUUAUGGAGGUUUCCCAGCUCAACCAACUGCUCCUUUUCCAGGGAUAUUGCAAUCGUUCCCUCCAGUUGGUGGUGUGGGUUUGCCUGGAGUGGCUCCUCAUGUUAAUCCAACAUUUUUUGGGAGGGGCAUGCCAACAAAUGGAAUGGGGAUGAUGCAUACUACUGUUGUUGAGGGACACGGAAUGGGAAUGUGGUCAGAUCCUAAUGCAGCUGGAUGGGCUGGUGAUGAGCAUGGUGGGAGGGCAGGAGAGUCUAGUUACGGAGAUGAUGCUGCAUCAGACCCUCAGUAUGGAGAAGGAAGCCAUGAGAGAGGGGGGUGGCCUAAUGCAGUGAAGGAGAAAGAGAGAGCCUUUGAGCGGGACUAUCCAAUGAAGGAGAAAGAGAGGGCCUUUGAGCGGGACUGGUCUGGAGCUUCUGACAGAAGGUAUCGAGAUGAUAGAGAACCAGGAUCAGAUAGAGAUAUACCAAGGGAGAAAGAUAUGGGUCAUGAUCCUGAUUGGUCAGAAAGAAGGCAUCGUGAGGAUAGAGAAACUGGUCGAGACCGGGACCGAGACAGGGAACGAGAUCGUGAGCGUGAGCGGGAUCGAAAUAGAGAUGACAGAGACAGAUACUUGGAUCAUCACAGAUACAGGGACCGUGAAUCUGAACAUGAUGAUGAGUGGGACAGAGGAAGAUCUUCCAGGACCCACAGCAAGUCACGUCUGUCUCAAGAGGAAGAUCAACGUCCAAGGUCAAGGGAUGCUGAAUAUGGGAAGAGACGGCGGCUACCCUCAGAGUGACUGAAUGCUCUGAAUCUGGUCAGCUGGAUAAUCAAAUUCUGAAUUACAUGGGAUCUUCAUAGUCAUUCAUUUUUAAAUACAUAGUUUUGUGGACGUUUGUGGUCUUUUGAGAAUGCUGUCCCCGUUGUACCAGUAAGGACUUCAUUGCCUACGAUCUCUUGCUGAAGCAUAUUCUAGCAGGAGUGCGGGUUAAUUAUCAUAAUGGUGAAAAGUAAGUUCAAUACUUGAAAAUUUUUAUUCUUCAAAUAUUCUCUUAUGGUUUUUCCGGCUGUGUAGUUUUCCAAUGGUCAUGACACUUUUUCAUAUUAAUCCUCCCACUUUUUCUUAACCAAUGCUGUGCUAUGAUGUGCAUAUUUUAAUUACUUUUUAUUUGCAUCUCUGUUAAUUUUUUGGAGUGGCUAAAAAUGCACACUCCAUAGUCGCAGCUACAGUCUCUGUUUGGAGGUUCUGAUGCUCUGCUUCUGUGCCUACAAACCAGCAAUUACAUAUAGUUACAUUAGUCCUCUGUCAUUAAGCCUUUUUUUGGAGAACUAAGGAUUAGUGUUUGAUAUGGGAAAUAGAAGUUGUUAUCAGUGCAACUAAAAUCUUGAACAUUCAGUUAGUCUAUUGUUUUGUGGUUUAAUUAGAAAAGCAUUAUUAUUAAGCUGAAUUUAGCCCCAUUGAUAGGAAAUUGAAUGACAGAACCUUCUCUUCUUUUUUCACAUGAAAGCAUGUCACUGAUAUUUAAACACAAAGAAAUGCACAUUCUGAUUAUGUCCUAUGAGCAUUGGAUCUGUAUGAUGAACUGGAGUAAUCUAGUUGUUAUCUUUGAUGAAUUAGAAAAUCCUGGUAAGAGCCAAAAUUAAAUUUUCUUACAGUGUGACCUUGCUCCAGCUGUAUAGCAUUGGCUGUUGGGUUUAUUUGGGGAUGAUUGGACAUAUCCGGCCUUUUUAAAGGACCAAAGCUGCCUGACAAGUUGAACCUUUUGAUCAAAAGGGAAGAUUCUGUGCAAGAUUGAUCCAUUUACAGUAUGAUGUUUUGGAGGAAGAGGAACAACUGCAAGCCUGAAGUAAAGGUGCUAUCAGUUGAUGUGGUGGAGAGCAAUGGCAACCUUGUAAUUUGGGUUCCAGUUUCCACUGUUAAAAGAAUUUGUGGGAUCAGCUAUACAUCUUUUUGUUAAAAUCAGAAUGAGUGCAUCGACGGAGAAUGUUAGGAUUGUUGGUCCAUCAUUGUAUUAUUAGGAUUUUUUUUUUCCCCAUCAUUGUAUUGGUAGAAUUUUUUGGGCCAUCAUUGUAAAAUCUGGAUGUAGUUCUUUUGCUGUUCCUUUUGUGUGAGCCUUUGUAUACAGGGCUUGACCCUUCAUAUCUCCCAUACAAUUGUAUUCGUCAGUUGGAACAUUAAGAUGGCUCGGAUGUUCU
Telopea speciosissima is the source of this 3532-nucleotide messenger RNA. Its product is annotated as WAG22 antigen-like. Gene Ontology annotation, biological process: mRNA alternative polyadenylation. NCBI's taxonomy places the organism in Eukaryota, Viridiplantae, Streptophyta, Magnoliopsida, Proteales, Proteaceae. Gene Ontology annotation, cellular component: mRNA cleavage and polyadenylation specificity factor complex. The record is from RefSeq and is a predicted model, not a curated record. Gene Ontology annotation, molecular function: mRNA binding. The transcript has a single exon. Bases 48 to 2135 code for a protein of 695 amino acids.